GUUCUAAUUUUAGUAUUUUGGCAAAUUGAUGCACAAAAAGAAAACAAUUUGGAGAAGUUGAAUACAUUAUUCGUCUGCAAAUAUCUUCCGCGUCUUCAGUUGUUCUGCCUUUUGAGUGUUGCAAAUGGGAACUGAAGGCGAGCAAUUGACGGAGCAGGAAACUGCCAUCUAUGAUCGACAAAUUAGGGUUUGGGGCGUUGAUGCUCAGAGAAGGCUCAGCAAAUCCAAUGUGUUUGUUAGUGGACUGAAAGGAACUAGUGUUGAGUUCUGCAAGAAUAUUGUUUUAGCUGGAGUAGGUAGUUUGACACUAAAUGAUGACCGGUUGGUGACCGAAGAUCUAUUAUUUGCUAAUUUCUUAACUCCUCCCGAUGAAAAUGAUUUCCGGGGGAAGUCUGUUGCUGAGCUUUGCUGUGAUUCUUUGAAGGAUUUCAAUCCUAUGGUUUCUGUUUCUGUAGAGAAAGGUGCUCUGUCCAUCUUCGAUGCUGAUUUCUUUCAGAAGUUUGAUGUUGUUGUUGUUAAUUGUUGCUCCCUUUUGACAAAAAAAUCAGUAAAUGCAAAAUGUCGCAAGUUGCCAAAGCGUGUAGCAUUUUACAGUGUAGAAUGCCGUGACUCCUGCGGUGAGAUAUUUGUUGAUUUGCAGAACUUCAGCUACUGUAAGAAAAAAAAUGAAGAGACGAUUGAAUGUAAAUUGCAUUAUCCAAGUUUUGAGGAAGCCAUUGCAGUUCCCUGGAGAUCUCUACCAAAGAGAAUGUCAAAGCUGUAUUAUGCAAUGAGAGUUAUAGAAAGGUUUGAAGAGCUUGAGGGACGAAAUCCUGGAGAAACUUCUGUUGAUGACCUUCCAAAUGUUCAGAAGUUGAGGAAGGAACUCUGCGAGGCACAUUGCUUAAAUGAAUCUCAUAUCCCAGAUUCUCUUCUGAGAAGAUUGAUGGCAAGUACAAGCGAAUUUCCUCCUGUCUGUGCUAUCGUAGGAGGAAUUCUUGGGCAGGAGGUAAUAAAAGCAAUAUCUGGCAAAGGCGAUCCCCUUAAGAACUUUUUCUUCUUUGACGCCAUGGAUGGUAAAGGGAUAAUAGAGGACAUAUCUAAUGUCAACAACUGAGGAUUGACCUGUGUGGUAAAAACUGUCUUAAGAAAUGCUGACCUUGUUGGGUAUCUUUUUUUUGGUAGAUUUAGGACUAAUCACAACCUAAAUUAUCCGACAUUCCUUCAAUUUGUGUUCUGAUCAGCAAAAUUAUGAUUUUUUUUUUUUUUUGACAUUUGGGACCAUCAGUAAAGUGCUCAUGUUGGGCUUAUAUCUUGA
Messenger RNA from Solanum stenotomum, 1297 nucleotides. Its product is annotated as SUMO-activating enzyme subunit 1B-1-like. The coding region runs from base 125 to 1096 and encodes 323 amino acids. The record is from RefSeq and is a predicted model, not a curated record. Gene Ontology annotation, cellular component: SUMO activating enzyme complex; cytoplasm. The transcript is spliced from 11 exons. NCBI's taxonomy places the organism in Eukaryota, Viridiplantae, Streptophyta, Magnoliopsida, Solanales, Solanaceae. Gene Ontology annotation, biological process: protein sumoylation. Gene Ontology annotation, molecular function: SUMO activating enzyme activity.